Molecule: messenger RNA, 1128 nt
Organism: Oppiella nova
Lineage: Eukaryota; Metazoa; Arthropoda; Arachnida; Sarcoptiformes; Oppiidae
Source: the annotation of a GenBank genome assembly
AUGAGUUCGGUGUCGACCAAAGAGGCGGAAGAGUUGGAGAAAUCGCGGAAACACUUAAGUCUUUUGCGCGAAGAAUACGUGAAAUUACAGCAAAAGUACUGCGAUUUGGAGAAGCGAUACAAUCUUCUGAAUGCUUCCUCCGGAGUGGUGGACGACAACUCAUUCGUGUCACGACUGGUCCGAAAUGUGGCCAAUCUUUUCGACAAAGAGCUCUACUCGGAUCUAACCAUUAAACUGAAUGGCAGUUCAAUCAAAGGCCAUAAGUUUGUGUUGUCGUCGCGCAGUGACACAUGGGAUCAAUUGGAUCACACCAACGAACUCGACUUAUCUCACGUCAACUCCGAAGUGGGCUUUCAUUUGGUCCGUUGGGUCUAUACGGACGCCAUUGACUUCAGUCAUCGCAACGAAGACUUCAUACUGGAUGUGAUGCGGAGCGCCAAGAGGUACGACUUGAACCCAUUGGUGGAGCUCUGCGAACAGACUCUCAUGUCUUUCGUCAAUGUCUCCAAUUGUGUCCAAUUCUAUCAGACGGCCGACGAGAUCGGCGCCGAACAUCUCAAGAACCACUGUUCGGAACUCGUGUCCACCCAUUGGGAUGACUUCACGAGCGAUGACUUUGUGUCGAUGUCGGCGCCACUGCUCUACCAGAUGUUCAAAACGAAGACCGAAUACCCAUUGCAUACAGCGAUUAGGAUUAAGAGAGAGGACGUGCUGUUCCUCUAUUUGAUUGAAUUUGACGCUCAGUUGGCGUUGAAGUUGAAUGAGACGGACAGGUCUGGGGAACUGCCCCUCCAUUUGGCCCUUAAGACCAAACAGGAGGACAUCGCGCGCACACUGGUCUCGCAUAAGGCCAAUGUGAACGCCACCGAUGCUAACGGACAGACACUACUGCACCGGGCUAUCCAAAGGGAUGACCACUUCUCGGCUCACUUUCUCAUUAAGAAUAAUGCUUCGGUCGAUACGACUGAUGCCGUCGGCGACGUUCCCCUCCAUCUGUGCGCCGAUAAGACCAACAGUGAAGGUAUGGCCAGAAUUUCCCGCAAUUUGUUGGACUCUGAGGCCGACCCUAACUUCCAGGACAUCGACGGAAACUCCGGUAAUGCCUGUCAUUUCAUUCACAAAAAAUGA